AUGUCGGAUCUGGGGGUGGACCUGGACCACCCCACGAUCUUGGUUGGGCAUCUUUCGUCGGGCAUUGCUCUUCCAUUCUCCUUUCCCGACGGCUCUCCCCGUGGAAAAUCAACCGAAUCCCAACCCAAAAGCCGACAGGAGGCCUUCGAAGGACGCAGCAUUCGAACGGGCCCCAACCGAGCCCAGUUUCCGGACAUCUACAGUCGCUACCAGGUUCACGAAAAUGACCCCGAUCCACCGGGUGUGCCCUUCCUCAGUCGACCCUCCGUCUCGAUCACUCCACCCCCGCCAGCCCGCCACACAACGCGAUCGGAUCGUCCCAAUGCGUCUUUUAAUCGCUUGCCACCAUCUAAGAACGACGAACCGAUCCAAGCUGAACCGGCGGAUGACUACGUAGAUGGGGAGGAUGUCAGUGAGGAGGAGACCCCCGACAAGCCAGUGCCCCCUCAACACCGACCACCACUCGCUGGUGGGGGUGGUGUAAUUUCCCAUGGCUCCAACCAAGUCAACAAUCUGUUCUUCGACCUAAACGACAAGUUUGGCGGACUGACGGGACUGUUUGGUGACACAAGCUCACGGCACAAGUUCAAGUACAAGCGCCGGAAACCGGGUCAACCUUGCAUCCCGUACAGCCUAUUCCACAAGCUGAAGUAUGGGCGCGACCUGCAGGGCAACCCGGUCGAUCCGAAAACGCUUCUGCCACAUCUGAACCUGGUGUUGGCCGAUGUUAACUAUUACGCGCCGAACAACUACGGUGCUGGUGGCGGUGGAGCUGAUGGAACUAGCCACGAUGGGACGGUGUUUAACAACCACUUUUACGACGCCGUCGGGGGCUACCCCUGCCAUGGGCCACACAAACCCCAUCGUCCUCACGGAGGGCCACUGGGGUUCUUCGGACAGGGUGGUUUGUUCGAUUGGGUGUCAUCGGCCGAUCAGGUUCAGGGUGAUGAGGGGGUUGGUGGUGAGCAGGGUGGUGGAAGUGGUAACCGACCGGCGGUGGUGUUCAAUCUGAACGACGCCAUCGACACGGUGGCGAGUAACUGGAAACCCGGUGAAGGCUUUCAGAUGAUGAUGAGUGUGAUAGCGAACUUUAUCACGCAGGUUGCUGGUGGUGCGGCCGCUCCGGUUGCAGAUGUAGCGUCGGAUGUGCGCAAUAUCAAUCGAGAGUUUUUCAGCCUGUUCGGUUGA
Molecule: messenger RNA, 1188 nt
Organism: Anopheles nili
Lineage: Eukaryota; Metazoa; Arthropoda; Insecta; Diptera; Culicidae
Exons: 4
Coding region: 1-1188 (395 amino acids)
Source: RefSeq, a predicted model, not a curated record